Molecule: messenger RNA, 1290 nt
Organism: Pyrenophora tritici-repentis Pt-1C-BFP
Lineage: Eukaryota; Fungi; Ascomycota; Dothideomycetes; Pleosporales; Pleosporaceae
Source: RefSeq, a predicted model, not a curated record
AUGAUCAGAAACUCGGGCUCACCUGGCAACUGGGCUGGCUGUCGAGACAGAGCCGGAGGCGCAUCCGUUGGAGCACGAAGGCCGUCAGGUGGCGGUGUGCGCCUCAAAGCAACCCAUACCAUCGACUACCCCAGCAUUCCAGGAACGACGUUGUCAACAUCACCGGCAUCAGAGUCUCAGCUGUUGCACCUGCCAACCCCGCAACCGCCUACACCGGGAUCCAAGUCCAUCUUUGCAUUCUGGCACGCGGGACUAGGUGCAUUGCCACCAUGUUCGAUACGCAACGUGGUUAAUUGGCAUCGCCGCUUCUCCCCUCUUGGUUGGACAAUCUAUGUCCUGGACACCGUACCAGGAUCUCCUCUCAAUGUUUCCAACUUCAUCGACACUUCUUCGCCAUCCGUGGUCCCAGAAGCCUUUACCAACGGCACGGUCAAAGGUACAUACGCUGCCCAGCAUACUUCUGACCUGAUUCGCUUCCCACUGCUACUCAAGUACGGCGGCAUAUACCUUGACGUCGGAGUGUUACAGUUCGGCGACCUGGACUGGCUAUGGACCGAGCACAUCGCCAAUCCCGCAUCACCCUACGACCUCGCUGGCUUCACAAUGUGGGAUCCACCGGAAGGGAUUUCUAUCGCCAACUUCUUCUUCAUGUGUGGAGCUGACAACCCACUUGUUCGACGUUCUCACCAUCUUUUACUCAAAGUGUGGGAAGGCAGGACAGAUACGACUGGAGCGCAUCAACAUCCACUCGUCAAUCACGUGCCUUUGAUACCCGUUCCCGAACAAAUGGUCAACAAAGCAGCUCUGACGGAUUACGCGAUCCAGAUUCAGUGCAUGGGAGCUGCGCAGCGCUGGAAAGACGAUGAUGAUAGCUGGGACGGGCCAAAAUACGUUCGCGAGCAUUGCUGGCUCUACAACAUGGUUACCAGUGCUUUUUCUCAUGAGUUAGCGACGGAUUGGAGUGGCCCGCGACAAUGGGAGCUGCUGCAGCAGAAGCUACCACAGUCAGGUGAGGAGGAGACCAAAGAUCAGGCACUCGCAAGAAGUAUCGUUGAAAACACGGUCGCGAACACUUGGUGCUUGAAGCUUGGCCAUGGCUUCCUAGCGGAGCUGUUCGGAUCAGAUUCCUUAGGCAUGCUUUGGCGGAAAAGAGAAGGCAGUGACUGCGAGGAUGGAACGUAUGCAGGGUGGCUGAGAUGGGCAGAGGUGAAUCUUAAGCAGGAUCACCCGCCUAAGCCGUUGGAUGUCCCGGUGUAUGAGCCAACGAUGAAGGCUAAGUUCUUGGCAUAG